GUCCUCGGUUUGGCCAAGAUCACUUGUGCCUGGUCAGGACCAGAAUGGCUUCGUGGGAUGCGGGAAGCUUGUGUGAGCUCCUAAUCACUGAUUAGGUUCUGCCUUCAACAGGCCUGGGGAUGAAGGCUGCUGGUAUUUUGGCCCUGAUGGGCUGCCUGGUCACAGUCGUUGAGCCCAAAAUCUACACUCGGUGUAAACUGGCAAAAAUAUUUUCGAGGGCCAGCCUGGACAAUUACCGAGGCUUUAGCCUUGGAAACUGGAUCUGCAUGGCCUACUAUGAGAGCCACUACAACACCACGGCUCAGACCCAGCUGGAGGACGGAAGCACCGACUAUGGCAUCUUUCAGAUAAACAGUGACACGUGGUGCAGAAGUACAAAGCUACAAGAGAAAAACCGCUGUCAUGUGGCCUGCUCAGCCUUGAUGACUGAUGACCUCACGGAUGCAAUUAUCUGUGCCAAGAAAAUUGUUAAAGAAACGGAUGGCAUGAACUACUGGCAAGGCUGGAAGAAGAACUGUGAGGGCAGAGACCUGUCUGAAUGGAAAAAGGGAUGCGAGGUUUCAUGAACUGGACAGUACCAAGGAUGCUUUAUGACUGGCCCUAGUGAGAGUGGUCAUGUCAUCUUCUCCUCC
Molecule: messenger RNA, 632 nt
Organism: Bubalus bubalis (water buffalo)
Lineage: Eukaryota; Metazoa; Chordata; Mammalia; Artiodactyla; Bovidae
Product: lysozyme-like protein 1
Exons: 5
Coding region: 120-566 (148 amino acids)
Molecular function (GO): lysozyme activity
Source: RefSeq, a predicted model, not a curated record